Molecule: messenger RNA, 2151 nt
Organism: Paraphaeosphaeria sporulosa
Lineage: Eukaryota; Fungi; Ascomycota; Dothideomycetes; Pleosporales; Didymosphaeriaceae
Product: HET-domain-containing protein
Exons: 1
Coding region: 1-2151 (716 amino acids)
Source: RefSeq, a predicted model, not a curated record
AUGUCGUUUUCUUAUGACCAUUCCUUGGAAAAGUGGCAACGCGCGGUUACAGAGAGUAACGCACGGAUCCGAAUUCUUGAGCUGUAUCCGAGUCGCGAUGCAGAUGCCAACUUGCUGCACGGUACUCUUGCGUGGGUACCAUUAUCGCUAACAACAUCCAUACCUCGAGAUGAAACAGGAAAUGACACAUCGCAACAACCGCUCAAUGAUUUCUCCUACAAGGCCCUUUCGUAUACAUGGGGCAACGGCAGUCUAACUCACAGCAUCACUGUCAACGGAGCAUCGCUCAAGAUUACUCGGUCUCUCUUCGAUGCUCUCUCCCAUCUGCAGCCCUCCACCCACCCGCUCAAAAUAUGGAUCGACCAAAUUUGCAUCAAUCAGCAAGACUCCAAGGAAAAAGAAGAACAGGUCAGCCUCAUGGAACGCAUCUACAGAACCUCUGAAGAAACCCUCGUCUGGCUCGGUCCCUCCGCCAACGGAUCCGACGGGUUGCUCGAUUUUUUCGCAAGGAUCGGCACCUUUGCGGAGACGCACAACAUGCUCGUGUACUGGACCAAAGCACGGAGGGCGGAGUUUUUUGCCAUAACGAGCAAGUCUGAUCCGAACGACGCCAUGACAAAGGAGUACCACGCCUUCUGUAAGGCCACCGCCCAGUCGUUCCAGCGCGAGUACCUCGAUGCUCUCAUCGCGUUUUACAAACGACCCUGGUUCUCACGCGCGUGGGUCAUCCAGGAAUUUUCCCUCCCACCACGUGUAACCCUCCUCUGCGGCCACAAAACCAUUCCUGCAGAGACGCUCAUGAUGGCCCUCCAAAUAUUCGAGUCCACCAUCUUUCCCCUCGUCUUGAACAAGUUAUCCGCAGACCAAGAUAUUGUGACGUGUUGGCACGAAAUCAUGGAGCUGAGUGCCAUCCAACCAUUCUUCUCUUCGCGCCAGCGCCGAAAAGCCCGCGACGAGGGCAGGAUAAAAGGGGAUACACUGUUCCACAUUCUGUACAGGCUGUACGUAGAGAAAGAUGUGACGGCCACGCAGCCCUGUGACAUGAUCUACGGCGUUCUCGGCCUCGUGGUAGAUGCAAAGGAGCUGGGCAUCACCGUCGACUAUAGUGCGGGCGAUCCCAACCGUCAAGCAGAUCUGGCGUUCACAAAAGUCGCGCGGGCUAUUGUCGCAUCCGGUAAAGUAGACUUACUCUCAUUAUCACAACACCCCGAGGAAAAUGAGGAAAAAAACCGUGGGGUGAAGCUUCCAAGCUGGGUCCCAGACUGGCGCGCGAAGAUACGGCGUUCCUUCGCCUGGCUCUCAGACGAGUAUCGCCCCCCUCUCUUCAACGCCAGCUCAGGAAAAGACGUUGUAAUCUACCCUCUAGAUAAGGACAACGACGACAUUACCGAUGAGGAUCUCCUCUCUCUCGCAGGCUACACCGUCGACACCCUGGAAACCCUGUCCCCCACUCCCUGGUCUGAUGGCAGCCCCGCACGCACUAACGGCACCUAUGAAAUUCCUCACGCAGAGUACAUCGCUCUCCUGGCGCAGAUUCACCACCUCUGUUCGCUUUCCACCGCAAAGAACUUCCCCAUAUACCCCACCGCCGCGCGCCGCGCCGAAGCCGCAUGGCGGAUCCCUGUCGGAGACCUAGACGAAGAUGUCUCGUCUAUGACAAGGAGGACGUCGGAAACGCAGACGUGCAGGGCGCGGUACGUGGAUUGCCUGCGGGAGCUGGCAACCCAUAUCAAGGCGGAGGGCAUGUCUACGGUUGCGAGUACGACAAGUACGGCGAGGGAAGCGUACGCCAGAAGCCGGGCGGAAUUGGAGACGCUUCUCGCGCAGGACCUCCCCACCGCUGCUACUACCUCACUAAUUAAGGGCCUACACAACCCAAAUGGCGGCAGUGGAGGCUCCAUAUACCGCCUCUACAUGAGACAGAUGGGGGGUAAGCGGCCGUUUCUCUCGCGCAUGGGUUAUGUCGGUAUGGCUCCUUCGUGGGCAGAGCCGGGGGAUAUGAUCGUGGUCUUGCUUGGUGCUUCGGUGCCCUUCAUCGUUAGACCGCUCAGGGAAAACCGUUAUAAGUUCCUGGGAGAGUGCUAUUGUGAUGGAAUUAUGGAUGGGGAGAUUAUGGAGAGCAUGCAGGAGGAGAAGAUAGUUUUGGUUUGA